GUGACCAAUCGUUUUUCGUCUCUUGAUCUGACGCCGCAGUUUAUCCAUGUUGGGGGUGGGCUUUCUAGCUACAGUGUUAUGGAAGAUGUCAUUCGUAUUUCGAGGAGCUAUGUUGAGUGCGACAAAGACAAGAGCAUGGACCCUUGCUAGGGCCUCUGCUCCCCUUGUCACCAAUGUGGGCCAACCAGUAUUACUGAGAUGUCCCCAAAGGUCACAACCCCUCUACACAGAUUUCUCUCGGUUAAGCAGCACAACAGCCGAAGAGGAACCAGCAGAGUCCAGUCCAGUUGAAGAGAAAGUAUAUCUCAGUGCAUCAUGUGUUAAGAGGCUAGGAGAGAUCAUGGGUAAGGGAGAGUACCUGAGAAUACAGGUGGAAGGGGGAGGCUGCUCUGGGUUCCAGUACAAGUUUAUCGUUGACAGUACUAGGAACGAGGAUGACAGGAUGUUUGAGCAGGGAGGGGUGGGGAUCAUUGUGGACCAAGAUAGCCUGGAGUUUGUGAAAGGCUCGACACUGGACUAUACUCAGGAGCUGAUCCGCUCCUCCUUCCAGAUGCUGAAGAACCCCCAGGCAGACCACGGCUGCUCCUGCGGAACCUCCUUCUCAGUCAAGUUAUGAGUCUCGGCCUGAGGCUUUCAGCUCUCAAACCCUCAUCCCUACAUCCCUCACUAAGUCAUAAAAUUAUAUAUUCGUAGACCGUGUUCUCAUGGUUGCAUAAGUUAUUACACAAUUCAGACGAUCCUUGUAGCAACUCAGCAACUAAAAACAUUGACAGACUGGUGUAUCUUUAGGUAAAGUAUGCUUGGUUACAUAUUAAACUAAGUGGAUGAGAAUCUGAGAUUUUCUUGGAUGCAAAUAGAUGGAUUGGUUUUCAAGUUUUAAAUUUCACUACAAUAUAAAAACUGUUGUCUUAUUGAUUCAUUAUACAUUUAUACUAAAUGAAGACUAUGCUUUGGAGUGGUUGGAAUGUGCAAGAGUGUAUCCCGUACCUAGAUGUGUUUGUAUAUAUAAAGAAUGGGUCAUAUCUCUAACAAUAAAAUGUGUUAAAAGGA
Messenger RNA from Salmo salar (Atlantic salmon), 1050 nucleotides. Its product is annotated as iron-sulfur cluster assembly 2 homolog, mitochondrial. NCBI's taxonomy places the organism in Eukaryota, Metazoa, Chordata, Actinopteri, Salmoniformes, Salmonidae. Gene Ontology annotation, cellular component: mitochondrion. Gene Ontology annotation, biological process: iron-sulfur cluster assembly. The record is from RefSeq and is a predicted model, not a curated record. Gene Ontology annotation, molecular function: 4 iron, 4 sulfur cluster binding; 2 iron, 2 sulfur cluster binding; iron ion binding.